Molecule: messenger RNA, 615 nt
Organism: Penicillium maclennaniae
Lineage: Eukaryota; Fungi; Ascomycota; Eurotiomycetes; Eurotiales; Aspergillaceae
Product: iron-sulfur cluster assembly protein CIA2
Exons: 3
Coding region: 1-615 (204 amino acids)
Biological process (GO): iron-sulfur cluster assembly
Source: RefSeq, a predicted model, not a curated record
AUGUGCACGUGCGAUAAGAGCUUAUCUCGGCCCUUUUUUUGCCCCUCUACCUUGUGUAGACAUCGUGCCUUUACGACAGUGAUCAUGGCGGAAAUGCAAAACUCGAACCCCACGAUUCUCAACGCGGCCGAUCUGCCCACGAGAUGUCGAUCCACCAUCAAAAAGGCGGAUUUCAAGGCUGGUAUCUUUGCUGCCGUCGCCAACCCAGCCGACUUUCUCUCCUCGGACUCCGAGGACGAUGACCUGCUCGAAGAGCCUAUCGAUGAGCAGGAGAUCUAUGACUUGAUUAAAUCCAUCUCAGACCCCGAACACCCCCUCUCGUUAGGCGAGUUGGCUGUGGUUUCCCUGCCUGACAUAUUUAUCAAACCCACACUUCCCAACGUUCCCGGAUCUCCCCUGCAGACUUCUGGCAACCGUCAUAGGACUCGGCGUUCGAGUGCGACUGGAGCAGUCUCUUCCCCGCGCUACCGAGUCGAUGUGCGGAUCAAGGAGGGAACCCAUAGCACUGGCGACGAGGUAAACAAGCAGUUGGGAGAUAAAGAGCGGGUGGCUGCUGCCUUGGAGAAUGGCGCUUUAAUGCAGGUCAUCGCCAAGAUGAUGGAGACGUGCCAGUGA